CUUUUAUCAAGGCCUUUUUAUUGUUUAUAUAAUAUAUCUUUAAUUUAAUCUUUAAGCUCUAUUAUUAUUCUAUAAAUCCCCAACGUCACCGCCGCGAUGCAGCAGGUGCCGCUGAAAGCCUGCGCAGCCUGCACCAAGGCCAAACGGAGAUGCAGCAGAGAGGUCCCCUGCUGCAUGCGGUGCCGGGUCCGCGGCCUGGACUGCACGUACGCGGGGGUUUCUGCCUCGAGCGUUGUAACGUGCCCGCUCGCCACGCCGAACACAUGGGACGCCCUGCUCGACGACGCCUGGUCCCCCGUCCUGUCCCCAACAAUAAGCCUACCCCUGGUAAGCCUGCCCGCGGCGUGGUUCCUCCUGCCUGAAACAUGGACCGUCCACGCCCUGCCGCGGUCGCACCUGGCGCCCGUCCGCCCCAACGCGGCGUGGCGGUACAUCCGCACCGUGCGGGGCUGGCUGGCGGACUGGGUGCACUGCGCCGGCAAUGCCUUCUGCCACCCGCAGCUGUAUGCGGCGGAGCUCCCCACCUGCAUUGCGGACGCCAUUACGGGUGUGGCCGCAUAUCUGGCCCGCACCCCGGCGUCAGAGCCGCUGAUGUACCGCAUCCUGGAGUCCCGGGCGGCCGACCUGGUGCGCCAGCCGCCCCCGCCCGCGCAGGACUGCCGGACGCAGCUGGCGCGCGUGCAGGCUCUGCUUGCCUACGCUGCCAUCCGGCUCUUCGACGCCGACAUCCGCCAGCGGUACCAAGCCGAGCAGCAGCUGCCGGCGCUGAAAGCAUGGGCGCACGCCCUGCUGGCCAGUGCGCGGGAGAUGAAGCUUCCCGACGGCCGGUGCGGAGACGUCGGGGCGACGGAGCGCUGGCACGCGUGGAUCGUCGCCGAGAGCGUGCGCCGCACCUGGCUUGUCGCGCAGUCGAUCUGCGCCAUGUUUUGGACCAUGCAGCGCGGCUCCGCGGAGUGUCCGGGGCAGCUGGCCUUCACGGCGCGGCGCGGCGUCUGGGACGCUGCCUCGUCGGGCGAGUGGAUGAGGGCCUGUGGCGACAAUGUCGACUUGAUGCACCAGACACAGCUGGAGCUGGUGGAUCUCGAUGAGUUUGGGCAGGCGUUCAUGGAGCUGACGGUCCCCAAUCCAUGUUUGCUGGGAGCUCAUGGAGGAUAGAGUGAAUACAUCAAUAAGUUACUAUCAGAAGCCCCGGGGACUUUCUCAACCACUCAGCCAUAAAAAGUGCCAAUGACAGUCCUUACUAAGAAUUGGGGUAUUUAUCCUCCAACAGUCAUCUAUAUCGACGGCCUUUAGUCCAGCAUUGACAUUCAAUAGACCUUGGAUCAGAUAUCCUCCUUAUUCCCCGACUU
This is a messenger RNA of Penicilliopsis zonata CBS 506.65, 1349 nucleotides long. RefSeq lists its product as hypothetical. Gene Ontology annotation, biological process: regulation of DNA-templated transcription. Gene Ontology annotation, molecular function: zinc ion binding; DNA-binding transcription factor activity, RNA polymerase II-specific. The transcript has a single exon. Lineage: Eukaryota; Fungi; Ascomycota; Eurotiomycetes; Eurotiales; Aspergillaceae. The record is from RefSeq and is a predicted model, not a curated record. The coding region runs from base 97 to 1155 and encodes 352 amino acids.